UGCAAGGAGUGUCCGAGUUGCACAUCCCUAAAGCAAAAGAAUUCCUUUUUUACGUCGGCCGUAGUUGGAUUCAGAUUCACAUUCAGACUUGGGUGGCUGGAUUAAAGCUAGAAUUGAAAUGACAGAGCCAAGAUGUCGAUAUCAAAAUUAUUCGUGAAAGUGUUCAACGAGGAUAUAUUCGAGCAGGUGGACCACGACAAUCUGUACUCGGAUUUGGACGAUGACUUGGAGGGUGCAAAUUGCUCAACGGUGCCGGAUCCGAAGCCCCCAAAGCUCGCAGAUUUGUCCGUGACCAAGCAGAUGAUCAUAGUGCGAACGUGGCUAGAUGACAAGUUCCAGCAAAUCCAGACGGACAGCAAUGAGGAGAUACGGCGCCUGUACACGGAGACGGAGAACCGCAUCGGGCCGGACCUGACCAUUUUCGACGUGGACUACACGACCACGGUGCGCGUGUCCCCGGAUCGCCUUACCCUGCGCUCCCAGGGAAGCUUCAAUACGGUCCGGGCAAAUUGUUGCGUGUACGGCGGGCGCUGGAUGUAUGAGAUCCACCUUCACACCAAGGGCGUCAUGCAGAUUGGGUGGGCCUCCAACUCCUGCCAGUUCAACGAAAACAGCGGCGUAGGGGAUACCAAGUGUAGCUAUGGAUACGAUGGCAGCAAGCAGCAGAUCUGGCAUAUAUCCACCAAGAAAUACGGUGAUAAAUGGCAGAUCGGCGACGUCAUCGGCGUGACCAUCGAUGUGGAGAAGGAAGUGAUCGAGUACUACCGAAAUGGACGCUCGAUGGGCGUGGCGUUCAACAAGCUGGAGAAAGGUCCGGGCAUAACUUUCUUCGCAGCCAUCUCCCUGGGCUACACGCAGGGUAUUGGGGCGAACUUUGGAAAUCGUCCGUUCAUGUAUCCGGUGGCGGGCUUCCAACCGCUCAUGGCCCGCCCCAUCCUCAAGCUGCGUCGGGCCAAUCUGCUGAUGAAUUACCUGAUAAACCUGGCUGGCAUCUUUUCCAAGUACAAUGCUCAGUCAGCGACAGCACCAAACAACUGCACUGAGGCACGCGUUUCCACCAAGAAGACGGUGUACUGCAUCUUUGCCACCUUGCUGAUUGAGAAGUUCACGAACGAGAUAUUUGAUCCGUACAUUAUCGAGGACGUGUUGCUCAACAGGAUCGCCAGCCUGACAACGCUGGGGGCCGAGAAGGAGAGCCGACACACCGUGCUUCAGGGCUUGUUGUCGCUUUUUUGGAACUACAUGGAGGGCGACGAGAUUAAGUUUGUGUUGCGCAAGCUGGUAAACGCCCUGCUGGGCACCUUUACGCAUACGAUUCAGGGUUUGGAUUAUGAAAAGCACCGCCAGGCAUUGAGUAUGCUUCACUGCCUCUGUCUGCACGAGCAGACCAGAAAAUAUCUGCUAGAGGGAAAGCUGUUCAAAAAGCACUGUCUUGCUUUUUUCCUUUAUAUCCAUCCACUGGAAUUCUACAUAAUGGAAGAGUUGCUACCAGACAGCAUGGCCUGGACGGAGGGAAUCGAUGGACCCAAAGAAAAGUAUCUGAAUGUAGUAGACAAGGUGCGAAAGGUCACGGAGCCAUUGUAUGCAGCACAAAAGGAUUUUCUAUCAACGUUGUUGAUCAACUUCGAUGGAACGCGAGAGAGUCCGUCCAGCCGGUCUAUAUUUCUCGUCAAGUUGCGUCGCUAUGUGAUCGAUCUCAGCAUGGAACAAAGGCCCUUCCAUGCCUUUUUCUUCAUGCAUUCUUCGAGCAUUCAACAUCCACUGGAUGCGCCUGUGGCCCUUGCCUUUGCAGGCAUUCUCAUUGAUCAGACACGCGCGAUGUUUAAGGAGGAAAUGCCCAGUAAGGUUGUGGAGGUGAACAGCGACUUUUUCAUCGAUGGUACUUUUGACUAUAUGCACUUCGAUCGUGUUGGCGGCGUCCUGUCUCAUUUGAGAAAAGUCCAUCGGGGUGACAUCGAUGCCAGGUUAGGAGCGGAUCGCACGCAACAGAUAUAUGAUGAUGAUCGACAGAACUUGCGGGUCAAUGAAGUGGAUACCACGCUGUACCUGUUGGGCGAGAAUAUCAAUAAUGUGGCUGUAGUUGGACACACUCAGGGCGCCAGCAACAGCACAUACACCCACUUCCUGAACCCAAGACCCAGCAACAGCGCCGAAUCUACGCCGGGAAAUGCGGAUAUGGAGAUCAGUCUUUGUGAGCUCUUGGAUUUGUGCAUCAUCUUUUAUUACUCGGCGGGUCACAAGUAUAUUGUUAAGAUAGCCACGGUGAGGGACGAGAUCGCUGCUCUGAACGAAGUGCUCAAGGAGACGAAAUUCUACCGAGAGGACAUAGAACGUAAGUUGGUUGCGUUGGAGCAGCAUGCCAAUGUCUGCAUGAACGAGAACCACCAGCAUGUGAUGGGCGAGCUUCGGUCCAAAUUCAGUCAGCGCCAGAAUGUCUUUGCGACACGCUCCAUAGCGCUGGCUAGAAAACAAAUUUGGCUAAGAGCAGUGGCCCUGAAUGGUCACAGACGAUCCUUGCUCAUAUGGCUCCUAGAGCGUAUGCUUCGAACUCUGACGACCGCUUCGAACACCGGUUCUUUGUUCUCAUUUGUACCUGAGGUGUAUGUGAAUACACUGCCUAUUCUGCUGGAUGCCGUGAUGGACUUCAGCCACCAUGAUUUAAAGGCCCAGUUCGAGGCAUCAGAUGCGGAGUGCGGCGUGAAUUCGGCAGCCGAAUUUCUAGGCAUUCACUCGGCCGAUCCUCGCAUUGUGCUUGCCUCCUGCAAGGACUCCAUGCUGCAGGCUCUGGGCACCCUCACCUGCCACAAGUCCGGAGUGCGCGCCCUGGAACGAACAUCGAAGAGAGCGCAGGCUUGUCUGGUUCGAGCACUCCUGCGUCCCUACGAGAACAGGGCCUGGGGCCAGAGCAAUUGGCUACUCUUGCGCUUUUGGAUGGGCGAGGGCUAUGCCUACAAGGAUGCCCGCCAGCCAUCCGUGUGGCAGGGUGGAUCGCUGCCGCUCCAUCAAGGACUAUGUCGCAGUCGCUCCAGGAACGAGACACACACGGGGCUCCUGCACAACGUUGCCCCCGCCAAUCCUUCCAAGCAUUUUCAACGGCUGAUCGGCGCCAAGCUGCUGGAGGAUGAGCCCUUUGCCACCGCCUUUCUCAACUCGGUGUUAAGUCAACUAAACUGGGCCUUUUCUGAAUUUAUUUUGCUGCUGCAAGAGAUCCAAAACACCGCUCAGAGGCAGGAAAACACACUGUUCGAGCCCAAGCAGCUGAAGAUUUGCUCCAUGUGUUUCGAGUUGACAGUCUCGCUGAUGCGGUGCCUUGAGAUGGUCAUCACAGCAGCGCCUGAAGUCGUCACGGAUGCAUCUCGUCCCAACAGCGAUCUCCUGCUGAACCGCAUCUGCCAGCUUAUCAGCCAGGUGCUUUCGCGGGUGACAGUGCCACCGGGAUGCUUCCAGUUCGUGGUGGAUAUGUGCUCGGCGGACUUGAAUGCAGUCACUCACUACCCCAUUGUGACCGCCGCUUUGGGCAUUCUAUUGGCCCUGAUGCAGGAGGAGUUGGAGAGCGACAUGAGGCCACAGAUUGUGACGCGAGUGUCCCGGGCUUUUCUCACCGAUCCCAGUUUUCAGUUCGCCACGCUGGAGUUUGCUCUGGGAGAAAUACGAACACCGCUGCUAGAGCAAAAGACUAUACCCCGGGGCAAUUUUGAUCCCUCUUCCAGGCCACACAUCGAUCCGCUGACCAACGAUGUACGAGUGCCUCUACCCAACAACUCUAAGCGAAUUCGGGCCGAUCCGCCCAUCCUGAAGUUUGCCCUCAAUGAUUUUCCCUCUCAUGUUUCCGCCGAGGAGAUAGACAACGUGCGCAGCCUAAUCGAGAGUUUACGCGUUAAACAGACGCUUCUAUCGGACAUUACACUGCCAUCGGAGGACUCCUUGUGCCCGAUCUGUUGUGCCAAGCCAAUCACCGCCGUGUUUACGCCCUGCAAGCAUCAGUCCUGCAGCGACUGCAUCAUGCAGCACAUGAUGAACUCCAAGGUAUGCUUCUACUGCAAGACCACCAUCCAAACCAUUGAGACGUUGGAUGGCACGGUCAUCUUCUCCAAUGACGAAGUCGUUCCGACGCCCAUGGUCGAAAGGGCCUAAACGAAAAACCCACCGAAAGCAAUCGAAGAAGCAUUCCUUUCGAAAGCCCAACCAAGUCUAGUCACUCUCAAAGACGAUCUCCUACGCUUUAAGUGUAUACCUAUAUCGUAUUGUUUCGUACAGUUUUAUUUGAGUUGAACGCUUGCCAUUAUAAGUUCAGAUGUGAUAUGCCAAAAGUGCAAUGUAAAGAUGUUGAAAAUAAGCAAAAAUGAAGUAUUAGAAUGAUUUAAACCGAAAAAUAUAUUAAGUAGCACAAUA
This is a messenger RNA of Drosophila elegans, 4392 nucleotides long. It is a transcript of the gene Kpc1, whose product is annotated as E3 ubiquitin-protein ligase RNF123. Lineage: Eukaryota; Metazoa; Arthropoda; Insecta; Diptera; Drosophilidae. The record is from RefSeq and is a predicted model, not a curated record. Gene Ontology annotation, molecular function: ubiquitin-protein transferase activity; protein binding. Gene Ontology annotation, cellular component: cytoplasm. The transcript has 11 exons. Bases 133 to 4134 code for a protein of 1333 amino acids.